Molecule: messenger RNA, 3381 nt
Organism: Cygnus atratus (black swan)
Lineage: Eukaryota; Metazoa; Chordata; Aves; Anseriformes; Anatidae
Gene: TRPV3
Product: transient receptor potential cation channel subfamily V member 3
Exons: 19
Coding region: 1042-3381 (779 amino acids)
Biological process (GO): calcium ion import across plasma membrane
Cellular component (GO): membrane
Molecular function (GO): calcium channel activity; protein binding
Source: RefSeq, a predicted model, not a curated record
GUCAAUGUUCGCCUUGAAUUCUGCUUCACUUAUUUCCCAGAAAGAGCUUGACAGCAAGUGGAAGGGACCUGCAGGGACUUUAUUUUGUUAAUGAGCGUCUGAUAUGCUGCUACAGUUGAAGUGAAGUUUAGAUCUCAGUAUAUAACCUGCUAGUGGGUGAAUUUUUGUUUCCUUCAUUUUUUUUCUCAAUCUCUAACUCGAUCUUUGAAGGGGAAAGAACUAUUCCACAGAUGCAGAUGGAUGAGACUGAUGAUUUUUUUUUUCUUUUAAAGAAGGAGAUUUGAUGCUCCUUUGACUGAACCAUCAAAUGACCAAACUACUAGUUCAAUGUGAAAUUAUUAUAACAUUAAGGUUCCUGACCAGUUUUGAUGAUUAGCCUGGAAAGGCUAAUAAGUCAAACAACAGCCGAACAGAUGUGAGCAAAAAAAAAUGUAGUGUAUAGGUGGGGCACACUUUGUUCACGGUGUAUUCCUUGAGGCAUUUUCAUAUUGCUUAAUUCCCCUGCGCUGCUAAGCGUUACCAGAAACUAUGCACCACAACUGAAGAUUUACUAAGGGUACAGACUCACUCUGAAAUAGCUGUAGAACAACCCUGACCUAGUUGGGACUGUGAGGCUCAGAACAGCCAAGUUUGUGCUUUGAAAGCUUGCAAUGAGGUGUUACGCGUUGGUUCCUGUAGAUGUGGUGUCUUUCUGGGUGACCCCUAAGUCAGAAUCAGUGGAAGGGAAAAUUGCCUGUUUUAUGGUCUUAAAACUGUUUUUAUUUCUUUCCUCAAAUAGAAACCUCAGAAGGUUUCAUACCCAAGCGAGCCUCCACCACUGACCCUGCAUAGCCUGUGACCUACAGCACCAGAAGACAGCACGUGCACACAAGACAGACACAAGAAGUGCCCAGCACAGCACUCAUCGAUGGACUGACGACUGACAAAGAUCAGUCUCUUUGGAUGUUGUCGAAGUGUCAGCGGGCCCUAAACCUGAACUUCAUUCGUACCAUUUGGAGCUGCCUUCUUUAUACUGAAAUGCAAGUUUUGUAAACAGGAAAUAUGAUUAAAGAUAACAAAGAAAUUGUUCCACUAAUGGGCAAGAAAACAAAUCCAUCUGGUAUUCCCCCUUCAAACCAGCAAGAGAAAAAGCCAACUGAGAGCACUCCCACAAAGAAAAGUUCACACUUCUUUCUGGAGAUCGAUGGUUUUGAAAGCAAUGCAACUCCAAAUAACACAUCUCCCCCUGUGUUUUCAAAACCAAUGGAUUCAAAUAUUCGUCCAUGUGCAUCUGGAAAUGGGGAAGAUAUGGAUUCCCCACAGUCUCUUCAGGAUGACGUGACUGAAUAUAGCCCUAACGUAGACAGUCCUGAGCAGACAAGUGCCCGGAAGAAGUUGAAAAGAUACAUAUUUCGAGCAGUAUCUGAGGGGAAUGUAGAAGAAUUGCAAGGUCUGCUCGCAGAGCUGAAGGAAAGAUCAAAUGCAUGUACAAACAUGACUGUGCCAGAUUAUCUGAUGAAAAAAUUCACAGCUUCAGAUACUGGCAAAACGUGUCUGAUGAAAGCUCUACUGAACAUCAACCAAAACACAAAUGAGAUCGUGAAUACGCUACUCUCCUUUGCAGAAGAAAAUGGUAUUUUGGAGAGGUUUAUCAAUGCAGCAUACACAGAAGAGGCGUAUAAAGGCCAGACAGCUCUAAAUAUUGCCAUUGAAAGAAGACAAUAUGAAAUCACUCAGAGCCUUAUAGAAAAAGGAGCUGAUGUCAAUGCUCACGCCCAGGGUAUUUUCUUUAAUCCCAAACAUAAGCAUGAAGGCUUUUAUUUUGGUGAAACUGCACUGGCGUUAGCUGCAUGUACCAAUCAACCAGACAUAAUUCAGCUGUUAAUGGACAAUACCAGGACUAAUAUUACUUCUCAGGAUUCCAGAGGAAACAAUAUCUUGCAUGCAUUAGUUACUGUUGCAGAGGACUUUAAAACUCAGAAUGACUUUGUAAUCAGAAUGUAUGAUAUGAUUUUGUUGAAAAGUAAAGACAGAAAUUUGGAAACAGCAAGGAACAAGGAUGGUUUGACACCACUACAAUUAGCUGCAAAAACUGGGAAAUUAGAGAUUCUGAAAUACAUCCUGAGCAGAGAGAUAAGAGAUAAGCCUAACAGGAGCCUGUCAAGAAAAUUCACAGACUGGGCUUAUGGUCCCGUUCAGUCUUCUCUUUAUGAUCUGACAGAACUAGAUACCACCACGGACAAUUCAGUAUUGGAGAUUAUUGUUUAUAAUACGAAUAUUGGUAAUCGUCAUGAAAUGCUGACUUUGGAGCCUCUGAAUUCACUGCUGCGAAUGAAAUGGAAGAAGUUUGCACGACACAUGUUUUUUAUGUCAUGUUGUUUUUAUUUCCUAUACAAUGUAACACUGACGUUAGUUUCCUACCACAGACCUAAUGAAAAUGAAGCUCCACCUUACCCACUAGCUCUAACGCGUGGUGUGGGAUGGCUGCAGUUAUCAGGACAGGUGAUGGUUAUGUUAGGAGCAAUAUUUUUAGCCAUAAAAGAGAGUGUAGCCAUCUUUCUGCUUAGGCCCUCAGACCUGCAGUCAAUUCUCUCAGAUGCGUGGUUCCACUUUGCAUUUUUUAUACAAGCUUUGCUUGUGAUCUUCUCUGUCUUUUUGUACUUGUUUUCCUACAAAGAACACCUCGUGUGUCUUGUUUUGGCAAUGGCCCUAGGAUGGGCUAAUAUGCUCUAUUUCACCAGAGGUUUCCAGUCCAUGGGAAUAUACAGCGUUAUGAUUCAAAAGGUCAUCCUGCAAGAUGUGAUAAAAUUUUUAGUUGUCUAUAUCGUGUUUUUGCUGGGAUUUGGCGUAGCUCUUGCUGCAUUGAUUGAAACUUGCCAAAACGGCAAUGAGUGCCAUUCCAACAGCAGUCUGGGACCUGUUCUGAUGGAUCUUUUUAAGCUCACUCUAGGACUGGGUGAUCUGGAGAUCCAGCAAAAUUCAAAGUAUCCUGUGCUAUUUCUUCUGCUCCUCAUAACUUAUGUUGUGUUGACUUUUGUUCUUCUCUUGAACAUGCUUAUUGCAUUAAUGGGAGAAACAGUGGAAGAUAUUUCUAAAGAGAGUGAGCACAUCUGGAAACUCCAGCGAGCUAGAACCAUUUUGGAAUUUGAAAAAUUCUUACCAAAAUCUUUGAGGAAAAAAUUCCAACUGGGAGAACGGUGUAAAGUGGCUGAAAAUGACACGAGGGUGUGCUUAAGGAUUAAUGAAGUGAGAUGGACCGAGUGGAAAACGCAUGUUUCAUUUAUUAAUGAAGAUCCAGGGCCAACAGAUCCAAGCAAAGUUCAAGAUAAUUCAAGAACUAAUAGCAAAACAACCCUGAAUACGUUUGAAGAAAUGGAUGAUUUGCCUGAAACUUCUGUUUAG